Molecule: messenger RNA, 2925 nt
Organism: Brienomyrus brachyistius
Lineage: Eukaryota; Metazoa; Chordata; Actinopteri; Osteoglossiformes; Mormyridae
Product: cortexin-1
Exons: 6
Coding region: 1566-1829 (87 amino acids)
Source: RefSeq, a predicted model, not a curated record
AAUGCUACAUUUAUGAGGAGCUGGACAAAUGAAUAUGAAAUGAGUCAUACCAGUAAUUAAAUCAGCACAUUAUUCCAUUAGCUGACUGCGUACUUAGUUGUAUGGCGUAAGGAGUGGAUGUAGAUGCUUCUGGAAGCAGAUGUUACUGGCAGCAGGUGGAGCAGGUGUCCCUGUUGUUGCAGCAAGCAGGCAGAUGAGUGCAAAGCUCUGGAGCAGAUGGGCAGCCGAGUGACUUAAGGGAAACGCUGCACAAUCAGACGUGUCAGAGAAUCACAGGUGCUGAUCCUCGGGGGAAUCCCCAGCGGACGUGGAAGAUCCAAAUCACAACAGAGUAUUACCUAACCGCAACGGAAUGAUUUAUCUACAAAGGAGCCUGUAAAUACUGGGAUUGCGUAAUCAAUAGGAAUCAUUCAGCCAGUGGCAGAUUGCUGUGCACAAAAAUCUAGGUGUUCCAUGACAACAGGAACGAAACAGCACAGUUCGUGACAAAAUUAUAAGGUUACGGUCAAUGACGCUAAAUGUGAUGGGCUGCUUUAAAAGGCUGGCACGUCGACAAAGCCCUUAAACAGAUGGCCAGCCUAAGCAGGAGAAGCUGGCGGAGCUGGGAGUUAUUAAAGGGGAGCGCAGACCGACCGAUCGACCGACCGUGUGGCUGAGCGAAGUUUGCGGAGCGGAGGAGCGGAGCGGAGCGGAGGAGCGAGGUUGAAGAAAGCCCACCUGCUUCCGGGGUCCUGUUGGAUGUCUAUUGCUGCACCAUCGAGAGCAUCAUCACCAACUACAUCCUCACUGACGGAUUACGGGCUUGCAGCUGCCCACGAUUGAGAAUGUCUCCCUCAACCGCCGUCGGAGGAGAGCAAGGGGAGUUAUCAGAGGUGAGCAAGUUGAGACACUGAAGACCCCCGACCCCCCCUCAGCGCUAUACCCAGGUCACGCUCCUCCAUCCAUCGGCACUGGCAGAGCACUCGUCAGCCAUUCAGGGCCUCCGCUGCCUGUCAAGCACACUGGUAGUUUAAAGAGACAUUUUUUUGGACAGGUUCUUGGAAGCUGCUGGGCUGGAGGAACAGAUGACAGGCUCUCGGUUCCCUGCUCGCCGACGGGGUCCCUCUGCAGCCCACUAAUGAGCGGCUGUCUGUGCUCGCAGCUCCAUCGUGUUGUCGGGAGGUGCUGUCGCACACGGUCGCAUCCUCCCGCCCCUCCUGCUGUUUAUUCGGGUUGCCCCCCGCCCCUCUGAAUAUCAGGCAGCCUGUCGUUUUGUCGGUUUGCAUCUGCAGCCGCGUGGCAUGUGACAAGGUGCGCUGGGAUUGGCUGGGUUAUUUAUCUGUCCGCUGGGCCUGUCCUGUCGUGUCCCGUCGGUGCUGUAGUUAAUGUGGCAUCAGUGAAAUAAAUAGACCUGUCAUCAGCCCUCCCCUCCCAGGUCAUCUGGCUCUGAGGGAAUCAUUGGUCUCUGCCCAAGUCCAAACGUUCUCAUCAGAACCUCUCCCUCCCCCUGGCCUGCUUUGGCCAAUCUGCUCAGCCUCCCCAGCUUCCAGACGGUCUGCAAGUUCUGCCAGCAGCCUGCGUGGAGGAUGGACGAUGUCCCCACGCUGGACUAUGAGCUGCUGUCUGCGGGGCCCUCGCACCCGGGGCCACCCAGCAGCCCUCCACUGGCCGGCGACGCCGAACAGAAGACAGCCUUGGCCUUCGUGGGUCUGCUGCUGCUCUUCUUGGUCUUCCUGCUGGUGCGCUGCUUCCGCAUCCUCCUAGACCCCUACAGCCGCAUGCCUGCCUCAUCCUGGACUGACCACAAGGAGGGGCUGGAGAGAGGUCAGUUUGACUAUGCGCUGGUCUAGCCAGCAGAGGAGGAGGGCGGACCGUGCAGACGCCUGCCUUAACCCCAGCUGCAAACCUGACCUUCAGCCUAACUCUGACCAUCAUGACAAGCAGCCAGAAACACUACACCCCAGAGCAGACCUCUUCACCUCAGUGUCACCUUAGCUGUCGUGCGUCAAUGGGGUCACGGGAGCCAGCGUAAGCGUUCACUGUUCUGACAUUAAUCACCGCAACUCUAAUGUUACAAACACUAUAGAUGUACCACUGAUGUUCCAAGUCAGUGUGGACCGCCAGUCAAAAUAUAUGUUGACGUUUACAGUAACACACUUUAGCUUUCAGGAGGAAGUUUAGUAGGCGUUUCAGGAGGGAGAUGCGAGGUGCAUCACAUCACGUUGUACACAACGAAGACUCGUUAAAGUAUAAUCACCUGGAUUACAUAGAUGGCUUCUCCGCAUGAUCAUACAUAUUGCUAAUAUGUUUCCUUUUACAUGUCUUCAUGGAUUUUCGAUAGCAAUGCUGUUUAAAGUAGCUACGUUCCCUUUAAGAAACCUCGCAUCCCUUUAAGACAUUUUCUAUAGCGACAGCAGUGUUAAAAAUUCAGAGAUUGUUGGCUUCAAAUGGAAUAAUUAUCUGACUGAAAAGCCAUAUAAACUUUUAUUUCAUUUUAUUCUGUUUACUGUACAGUUCCCCCGCUGCUGAUCUACCUGCUGAAGCGUAGUGAUGAUGUUGUGAUACAGUGGGCACUUUUAGAGACCUCAGAUAUGCUUUAUUUUUGUAUCCUGACUCCGCUUUGGAGUCCCUUUUUACUAAUGUCCAAAGUGUUUUCUCUGAUUUGUAACUCCUGAGUAUGUUAUUGGAUUUUGAGGACAUGGAUGCUUUAGACAAAGUUACGGGGAUGAUGCAUGAAUGACAUUACAUUUUAAGGUUUGGAAAUUUUGGAUAUAGUCUAGUCAGUGCUUCCCAAUCCCGUCCUUAGGGACCCGCAGUCUGCCCACAUUUUUUCUCCUCCCCAGCUCCGUACCAGACAGUCCACAUUUUCAUCCCUCUCUUAGCCUGGUAGGAGGAACAUAUGGACUGUCAGUGUGUUCCCGAGGGUCGGAUUGGGAAACACCGGUC